Molecule: messenger RNA, 1143 nt
Organism: Drechmeria coniospora
Lineage: Eukaryota; Fungi; Ascomycota; Sordariomycetes; Hypocreales; Ophiocordycipitaceae
Product: beta-1,3-endoglucanase
Exons: 4
Coding region: 1-1143 (380 amino acids)
Biological process (GO): glucan catabolic process
Molecular function (GO): hydrolase activity, hydrolyzing O-glycosyl compounds
Source: RefSeq, a predicted model, not a curated record
AUGGCUCCCUCGCUGGCUCCUGUCCUAUCGGCAUUACUUGCUCUUACCGGCAACGCAUUCGGCCAAAAAUACACUCUCGCUCAAACAAUAAACGCCGAGAACUUCUUCGAAGAGUUCAUCUUUAACACGACGGGCACCAUCACCUCUCAACCGGACGACAAUUGGGCUUGGGUCCAGUUUCAAAACUUGAACGAUGCCCGCACCAAUGAGUUGGCAAGGGUACGAAACGACGAAGUAUAUCUUGGUGUCGACCACAGAACCGAACUCGAUCCGAAUCAAGACGAGGGAAGACGCAGCUUGCGUCUGGUGUCUCGCAACACAUAUAAGCACGGCCUCCUGAUCACCCGGUUCAGCCACUUUCCUGCCGCUGUGUGCGGAGGAUGGCCUUCUUACUGGCUGCUUGGCGAGGGGCCGUGGCCUAACGCCGGUGAGAUGGACCUGUACGAAGGUUGGAACCUUGCCGUCGCCAACAAGCCAGCAUUUCAUGUUGGGGAGGAGAAGGUGCUCGGAACGUGCAAAAUGCAUCCCACGUUCCAGAAAGCCAACGUCAUAUCCGACAACUGCGACAACACCUACGCCGAUCAGGUAACGCAAUGGCCAUUCCAGGGCUGCCAGUCGGAAGAACCAAAUGGUAUAUGGGCAUCGGACAAGGGCGGUACUCCAGAGGCUCUCGAAUGGACGAGCGAAUACAUCAAGCUAUUUUCCUGGAAACGAGGCGAAGAGCCGGCCAACAUCGACGACGACCAACCGGACGUCAAGUCCUGGGGUGCUCCAUCCGUCAACGUCGACGAUUGCGACAUCGACCGUCACUUUGCAGCACAGCGGAUCAUCUUCACCCUGCCCUUUUGCGGAGACCCUGUUGGUACUCCCCUGUUCUGGUCUGAACUGGACGGAGGAAGCGGAAUAACAUGCGACAAACACACGGGAAAGAAAACAUGCAUCGAACACGUCGCCUCGAACCCAAAAGCGUUCAAGGACUUUUAUUUCCAAGUUCAAGACAUUCGAUACUUCAACUCAACACAGCCUUCCAUUGAUCCUGCUUCCCCCACUGUUACGCCCGCCAGAAGCAGCACCGCUGGUUCCCGAAACAACAUGAUCAUCAAUGCGGCGCCCGAUGAAUACAGCGGCAAGAAGUUCGUGUGA